AUGGCGAAAUGGUGGCGCCGCCUGAGAUCUACGGCGGAGGCGGCUAAUCUACCGGCUUUUUCAUUCGGUCGAUCGAUUCGGUGUUUACAUCAGUACGAUACGAUCCAGGCGAUACCACGCGAAGCCACUGGUCGAGGAGUAUCGGCUCGAGAUCGGACGAUUGGCCGUAUUCCCGCCGUGGUUUUCCCUCAGUCGCUUCUCGAUACCGAUGCUUCGAAGCGAGGCGUUUCGAGGAAGCAGCUUUUGACGGCGGAUAGGAAACAGAUUAAGUCUAUUCUUGACUCUGUUGGCCUUCCGUUCAUCUGUUCGACCACUUUUCAGCUCCAGAUCCGAGCUGGUCAGGGUUCGUCGACGUUAGUUGAAUCGGGUCGAGUACUUCCCCUCAAGAUUCAUAGAGACGAAGAAACUGGGAAGAUACUUAAUUUAGUCUUCGUAUGGGCUGAUGAUGGAGAACAGUUGAAGGUUGAUGUUCCUCUUGUUUUUAAAGGAUUGGAGAAUUCUCCUGGUCUAAAAAAAGGGGGAAAUCUACGGUCAAUCCGAAGUACUCUGAAACUUCGAGGCCCAGCAGAACACAUUCCAUCUAAAAUCGAAGUAGAUGUGAGCAACCUCGACAUCGAGGACAAAGUGUUAAUGCAAGACGUUGUAUUUCAUCCAUCAUUGAAGCUAUUGAGCAAGAAUGAAACCAUGCCUGUGUGUAAGAUUGUCGCCACAAAGCCGGUGAAAGAACCACAAGCUGCUGUUCCAGCAUAA
Arabis nemorensis is the source of this 750-nucleotide messenger RNA. The record is from the annotation of a GenBank genome assembly. Lineage: Eukaryota; Viridiplantae; Streptophyta; Magnoliopsida; Brassicales; Brassicaceae.